Messenger RNA from Linum trigynum, 1352 nucleotides. The record is from the annotation of a GenBank genome assembly. NCBI's taxonomy places the organism in Eukaryota, Viridiplantae, Streptophyta, Magnoliopsida, Malpighiales, Linaceae.
CCAUGUUACUACCCAGAAGCCCAACUCUGCAGACUACCUAGUUGUCUUGUCCCCAAACAAAGCACACUGUUCCUCCAGUAGAUUCACUUCCCAAAAUUCCAUUUGUCUGUUCUUCCCAUCCAAACAAAAAAGCCACUCGAUCCAGACAAGCACAGACAGAUCACCGCAACUGCUGCCCAUUUGACCAACCAGAUCUUUUUGUUCAUAUUAUCAACCUAAAAGGGUCCUCCUGAAAACAUCCAAAUAAUUGUAACAUGCAGAUUAUUCACUGGCUUCUCAAGGUUGCACAUGAUGAAGCCAGAGACAACCGCAGCAGCAGUAGCAGCAAUGACAAGACCUCUAGCUCCCCCAGUAAGGCCAAUAAUAGUAGCACACAGCAGCAACACGUAGUCUUGUUCAAACAUUGUGGUAGCCAGAGGAGGAGAAGCAGAGGAGCUAAGAAGGACAGCAGGUUUGGUGGUUGGCAGAACUUCAGCAGCCCGUUUGCACUUCUUCUGGGCAGAAAAGAUGUGGCGAAGGCUUGCUUCUAUAGCACGUUGAACCUGAGAAGAGUUGGAAAUAGCUCGAGCAGACGAGAGCGUCGAAUGAUGAUCUCUAUGAAGAUGAAGAAAGAAGAGCUUGACGCGUGUAAGAAGCCGGAUCCAUCUGCUAAUAAUAAUUCCACUGCUGCUGCUCAUCACGUGGGUAACAAGGUUCUACCCAUCAGCAGCAGCGAAGCCAACGCUGCAUUGCCUCCACGGUUUCCAGGGGAAUGCCAGAAGAGAGACGCCAGACAGGUCAAAGGGGACAGCAACAAAACCAAAGCCAUUUCCAGGAUGAAGGAGCUCAUUAGAUGGGCUGCAGCUACCAAAUCUGACAAGAAUGGCAAGUUCCUUGGCCGCAAGGUUCUGGAUCAAUUUCGAAACCGAGGAACACUGAAGGCAAUGCAAGAAGUUUCUGAUCAAACGGGGAAACAACACAACAGCAGUUACAAGUACAAUGAGCAUAGUCACAUCGACUCUCCAAGGUUCAGCUUGAGAUGGGAAGUUGAAAGCUGCUCCACUACAUGCUCAGCAAUGUCCAUGGCUUCUUGCCCUGCCGCGAUCCAAGACAGAAAAGCCAACUGGAUCACCACUGAUUCUGACUUUGUUGUGCUGGAGCUAUGAAGAAGGCUGGGAAGCAGGAAUCCGAGGAAGUAUCAAUUGAUCAACUUGUUGAAUUGAAUUGCAUUCCAGUUAAAGGAACAAAUGGUUCCUUCUUACUCAUUUUUGUUCUUUGUUUUCCCUCUUCGAGGACUCUAUCAAUUCAUUGUAACAUCUAUUAUGAGGAAGCAAGGUGGAUCGAGAAUUCAAUCAUAAAUCUUUUCUUGCAAU